GCAUUCAAAAAAAAAACGCGCGAAAAAUAAAGGGACGCCUGCACGAAAAAUUGUCAUCUGAUAAGUUAAACUAGCAAACGCAAUAAAUACAGUAUAAGGGACAUGACACACCUACGUACCAAGCAUGCCAACCGCAAUCACUUGCCGGCAUUAAUGAGCAAAGUGCCGGAGGAACACCAUGAGCCAAUAAAAAAUAUGUGUCUCAAAAUGAUGUCCCAUGAUGCCUAUGGACAGCCCUACGAAUGGAGCUCUCGCGACUUCGAAAUGGGUGCACACUUGGGGAGAGGAAAAUUUGGACGCGUCUAUUUGGCCCGAGAGCGCUACUCGCACUAUUUGGUGGCGAUGAAAGUGAUGUUCAAGGAGGAGCUACGCAAGGGAAAUGUGCAGCGGCAGGUGUUGCGUGAAAUAGAGAUCCAGUCGCGACUCAAGCAUCCCCAUAUCUUGAGACUUUUGACAUGGUUUCACGACGAGAGCCGCAUCUACCUGGCACUGGAGAUCGCAUCGGAGGGAGAACUGUUCAAGCAUCUGCGUUCAGCCCCCAAUCAUCGCUUCGAUGAACCGCGCUCUGCCAAAUACACCUACCAGGUGGCCAAUGCACUGAACUAUUGCCACCUUAACAACGUCAUUCACAGAGACUUGAAGCCAGAGAACAUUUUAUUGACAGGCACAGAUGAUCUCAAGUUGGCGGACUUUGGCUGGUCAGCACACACGCCCAACAAUAAGCGCAGGACCCUUUGCGGAACCCUGGAUUACCUUCCGCCUGAAAUGGUGGAUGGAACUAGCUACGAUGAUACCAUCGAUCAAUGGUGCUUGGGCAUUCUGUGCUACGAGUUCCUGGUGGGCUGCCCGCCCUUCGAGUCGAACAGCUCGGAGAGCACAUACGAAAAGAUCAGACGUCUCGAGAUCCACUACCCCUCGCACUUAUCCAAAGGCAGCAAGGAACUAAUCGCUGGACUACUACGAAAGGAUAGCAAGGGCCGGCUCACGUUGGUGGAUGUGAUGACCCAUCCUUGGGUGAAGGAGGGCAUGACCGAGAGGGAUGCACAGCUGCGCCGGAACGAGCGCGGCAAGGAGAACAAAGCUAAAAAUUGAAUUCAGCCACUUCUUUUUGUAUUACUAUUUUUAUUAAAGCACUUUAUAUACCCUGUAA
Molecule: messenger RNA, 1150 nt
Organism: Drosophila subobscura
Lineage: Eukaryota; Metazoa; Arthropoda; Insecta; Diptera; Drosophilidae
Gene: aurB
Product: aurora kinase B
Exons: 3
Coding region: 103-1092 (329 amino acids)
Biological process (GO): regulation of cytokinesis; protein phosphorylation; mitotic spindle organization
Cellular component (GO): spindle pole centrosome; spindle midzone; spindle microtubule
Molecular function (GO): ATP binding; protein kinase activity
Source: RefSeq, a predicted model, not a curated record